Molecule: messenger RNA, 1146 nt
Organism: Nicotiana tabacum (common tobacco)
Lineage: Eukaryota; Viridiplantae; Streptophyta; Magnoliopsida; Solanales; Solanaceae
Source: RefSeq, a predicted model, not a curated record
AUGGCUGGACAAGUAUAUAAGGAUAAAGCUACAUUGAAAGAUGUGAUGGAGCAUUACGCUAUAUCUGAAAGGUUUCAAUUCCGGGUUGAUAGGUCUAAUGCUAUCAGCUAUGCAUUAUUAUGUAUGUCAGAAGAUUGUGAAUGGAGGUUUAAGGCUUCUAGCUAUAUUUCCACAAGGGGUUAUGGGCAUUUUAACAGAAGGUGUACAGCAGGGGAAAAAUGGGAAUGGGAUGUACAACCUGCACAGCGCAAGGAUAAGGUGUAUGAGCAACGUCAGGCAAGUAGCAGCCUUAUAGGUGGUAUGAUUAGGCUCAAGCUUACAAAUCAUAAGAGAAAAUACACCCUAAAGGAUAUAAUUGACAAUGUGAAAACAAAUUUAGGUGUGGAUGUUAGUUACAUGUUGGCAUGGCGGGCUAAAGAAAAGGCAAUGAAUUUUUUGAGGGGUAAACCAACUGAUUCAUACAAUAAAUUACCAGGAUACUUGUAUACAAUGGAUAUGAUAUAUCCUGGUUCGCACAUUAGAAUGGUAAAAUCCCCACAAAAUGAGUUCAAGUAUGUGUAUAUAUCCUUGUAUGCCUUUAUAAAGGAGUUCGAUCAAUGUAGACCCAUUGUGGUUGUGGAUGGAAGCCACUUAAAAUCGUAUUACACUAGGACUUUCGUCUCGGCCAACAAUUUGGAUGGUGCGGGUCAUAUACUUCCACUAGCAUAUGGUGUUAUUGAUUCAGAGAAUGAUGCUGCUUGGACGUGGUUCUUUGAGCAAUUCAAGGAAGUAUAUGGUGAGAUGGAAAGCAUGUACAUCGUUUCAGAUAGGAACGAAAGUAUCAUCAAGUUUGUAUCAAGAGUGUAUCCAACUGUAUAUAUUAGGGUGAAGGAUUACUUGGAGUUAGCUGGAUACGAAAAGUGGGCUAGGUUGUAUGCACCUGUUAACAGAGGAUGGAAAAUGACGUCAAAUAUUGUUGAGUCAAUCAAUGCCGCACUUGUGUCAUCAAGGGAAUUGACAAUAUACAACCUCCUUGAAGAAGUUAGGAAAAUGUUUGGACGUUGGAAUUGCAGCAAUCGGAAAGAAGCUCUACAGACAUACACAACGCUUGGAAAAAAAUACCAGGAGAUGCUUACCUUGAAUGAGGCAAUGUCUAUACGAAUGACU